GGAAAUGGAGGUCCUUGGUCCGAGUCUUCAUCUCAUCCUUUAUUUAUAUGAAGCCAUCCUCCGUCUAUUCAUUCGCUGUCAGGACAGGAAGUGGGCUUCGACCAAGUACAGAGAGAGAUAGCAAUCGGAAACACAGCUCCAAUGGCCGCCACUAAGAUCUAUAUUGUUUACUACUCAACCUUCGGACAUGUUGCUCGGCUGGCACAAGAAAUACAGAAGGGAGCUUCAUCUGUUGCCGGUGUGGAUGCAAAGCUAUGGCAGGUUCCAGAGACAAUGCCUGCUGAAGAUCUGGCACAGCUGAGAGCUCCACCGAAGAGUACUGAAGUGCCGAUCAUCAAACCACAUCAGCUCGCUGAAGCUGACGGGCUUCUCUUUGGCUUCCCCACCAGAUUCGGGAUGAUGGCUUCCCAGUUCAAAGCAUUCUUGGAUGGAACUGGUGGCCUGUGGAGGGAACAGAAGCUGGCUGGGAAACCUGCUGGGCUCUUCUACAGUACCGGUGCUCAGGGAGGCGGUCAAGAGACUACUGCCUUGACAGCGAUCACGCAGCUCGUUCACCAUGGAAUGAUCUACGUGCCGGUUGGCUACACAAUGGGAGCCGGCAUGUUUGAGAUGAAUCAGGUGAAGGGUGGCAGUGGCUAUGGCGCCGGAACUUAUGCCGGCCAUGGCGAAAGGUGGCCGACCGAGCUUGAACUCCAGCUGGCUUACCACCAAGGAAAGUACCAUGCCGAAAUUACCAAGAAACUCAAGGGAGCUGCUUAAUAAAUUAAGAUUCUUCAGGCUUGAUUUUGCCCCACAGUUCCAUCUCCUUUGAAAGCACUACUACGCUAAUAGUAUAAAUUCAAGUCUAGAAGGACGAAUCAUAUAAGACAUUUAGAAUAAGUACCAUGGUCCCCCCAUUGUACCCUUGUUUCUCAACCCAAUGGAGCUUUUCCUGAGUUUGCUUGAUUUUCUGCUUCA
Molecule: messenger RNA, 957 nt
Organism: Diospyros lotus (date-plum)
Lineage: Eukaryota; Viridiplantae; Streptophyta; Magnoliopsida; Ericales; Ebenaceae
Product: NAD(P)H dehydrogenase (quinone) FQR1-like
Exons: 4
Coding region: 142-759 (205 amino acids)
Molecular function (GO): NAD(P)H dehydrogenase (quinone) activity; FMN binding
Source: RefSeq, a predicted model, not a curated record